AUGAAAGAGAGCUCUCAGGCCAUAAAGCCGCUACUUUCGCUACCUAUUCAUCGGAUGAUGGAUGAGCUUGACAGUGAGAUUAGACUGAAAAAAUUAGAGGCCAUCAACCGACUGGAAUAUGGCGAUUAUGAUCAGUACGAGACUGCAACUGAGGACUAUGCUACCCAAGAACCCAGUGAAAGACUCUGGGUCGACAAAUAUCGCCCAAAGAUGUACACGGAUCUGAUGGGUGACGAGCGUGUAAACCGCGAGGUUUUGAGUUGGAUUAAGCAAUGGGAUCAAUGCGUUUUUGGACGUAAAUAUACCAAGUACACUCCAGAAUAUAAGCGUCAACAACAAUACCAGAAGCAGUUUAAGGAUGUAAAUCCUCUUGGUCGACCUGAUAAAAAAAUUUUGUUAUUGACAGGCCCACCCGGUCUGGGAAAGACCACGUUGGCACAUGUAAUUGCCAAACAAGCUGGGUAUAAUGUAAUUGAGGUUAAUGCAAGUGAUGACCGAACUGGAGCGUCCGUUAAAGGAAAGAUUGAGUCAGUAUUAGAGAUCCAGUCGAUCCUUGGUAGUAACAAACCUAAUUUAUUGGUUAUUGACGAGAUCGACGGCGUGUCAUCCAGCGGUGGUGAACAGAGCUUUAUUAAACUACUUGUUGAUAUUGCUUCUGUGGAAGUUGUAUCAAAGGAAGAGCGAUUAAAAUCUGCAGGAAAGAAAGGUAAAAAGUCUACCAAAAAACCAUUGAUGCGGCCCAUCAUCUGUAUUUGUAACGACCAAUAUGCGCCUGUGCUACGUCCAUUACGUGUGAUUGCACAGAUAUACCAAUUCAAGAGGCCCUCUAUUCGCAGUGUGAUCACAAGACUUCAACAGAUUUGUGAGAUUGAGCAGCUCGCCAGCGACACACGCGCAUUUGGUGCGCUCUAUGAGAUGACAGAAGGAGACAUGAGAUCCUGUUUGAAUACACUACAGUUCAUCAAAAAUAAGAGCGGAACCAGCUCUUUAGCAUCGACAUCUUCUUCUGCAACCAUUGGACACAAAGACCAGAGCAAGUCGCUUUUUUCAGUAUGGGAAGAGCUUUUCCAGGCGCCCUAUGCUCGUAAAACGAGAAGUGCCUUGAAGAUGGUUGAAGAAGAUGAUGGCAAUGCUUAUAUCAGUCGCAUGGUUGCACUUGUUCAAACAAAUGGCGAAUAUGAAAAACUGAUACAAGGUAGGUGUUUUGAGAAUUAUACGUCUAUGAUUUUCCAUGACGUGGCGAUGAACAAGGUCGUAGCCUGCGGAGAUUGGUUAGCAUUCUAUGAUCAACUCAACUCCAGGAUCUCGUCCAGUUUCGAAUAUGAAGUUGGUGGCUAUGUUCCAUAUGUGUUUGUCAACUUCCAUCGCUUCUUCGCCGGAAGUGUUCGACAAAAGGUUGAAUACCCUCGGACGGAUUAUGAGUCUUUUGUGACCCACAAAGCCAACGAGAGUAUUCUUCAGGGCAUGGUGAUCAACUUGCCCCCAAAAACGCAGCGGCACUUCCGAAUGAACAAUUUUGCAACAGAACUGCUUUCACCCUUCUUGCGCAUCCUGUCGCCGUAUUUGAGGCCAGUCAACAAACAGCUGAUCAAACCUGAGGAGCGGCAAAUCCUAAAGCGAUUAGUGGAUGUGAUGAUCCAUUUUCAAUUGACAUUUGUGCAGGAGAAGACGGAGGACGGGCAAUUUUUAUACCGCCUGGAGCCCUCAAUUGAAAAGCUUGGCGAUUUCUCUGGCAUUGGGCUCAAGAACAUACUAACGAGCCGUUACGCUGUCAGACAAUUAAUUGCUCAAGAGGUCGGGUUAUUAUUUUUUUUUUUUUUUAUUUUUUAUUUUUUUCCUUUUAUCAACUCUUUUCAUAUCAUUUGA
Lobosporangium transversale is the source of this 1866-nucleotide messenger RNA. Its product is annotated as P-loop containing nucleoside triphosphate hydrolase protein. The record is from RefSeq and is a predicted model, not a curated record. The transcript has 10 exons. NCBI's taxonomy places the organism in Eukaryota, Fungi, Mortierellomycota, Mortierellomycetes, Mortierellales, Mortierellaceae. Gene Ontology annotation, molecular function: ATP binding; ATP hydrolysis activity. The coding region runs from base 1 to 1866 and encodes 621 amino acids.